Molecule: messenger RNA, 882 nt
Organism: Cyprinodon tularosa
Lineage: Eukaryota; Metazoa; Chordata; Actinopteri; Cyprinodontiformes; Cyprinodontidae
Product: membrane-spanning 4-domains subfamily A member 4D-like
Exons: 7
Coding region: 151-732 (193 amino acids)
Source: RefSeq, a predicted model, not a curated record
CCUUUAAGUGGUUAUGAGAGCUGGUGGGGGUGUCGUAUGAAGGUAGAGAGGUGGAGAGUCAACAAGAGAAGAGAAUUGGCUUUCAAGGUCAUUUCCUCGUCGGACUAAUGAGACAAAGCUGCAGAUUUCAAGCCUGAAGUGAGCGAAGAAAUGACCGAAAGGAGAAUGAGGAAGACAUUUGUUUGUGAUGAAUCGAUGAUCAUCACCAUCCCCAUCGCCAGCCUGAGGAAAAUUCAGGAGGGUCAACUGAUGCCAGAGAACUUCCACUGCGUGUUCAGGGAUAACUUCAAGGUGUUUGCUGUUAGAGGAAAGCCGACGCCGCUGGGGGCAGCACAAGCCAUUGCUGGUGUGUUUCUCUUCACUCUUGGAUUGAUUUCCCUAGAGUCAAUCUUAAUUGCCUUCAGUGUUUCAAGUGUUCUUUUUUUGAUGUCUGGAAUGCUGUCCUUUGCUGCUGGGAAAUAUCCUAACAUGCAUGUGACCAAGCUGUCCUUCUCUCUGAACAUCAUCAGCUUCUUCUGGUCACUGGUGGCUUUUGUUCUCUUUGCCAUCGGGAUUAAUCAUUGUGAUUUUUCUAUUCAUCAUCAGUUUCGUCAUGGGAUCAUUGGCCUGAUCAUGACUCUGCUGUUCUUUCAAUGUGCGAUGGCGCUCUUCUUGAUCUACUGGUUGAGUAAAGCUGUAUGCAGAGAACAUUACAAAACCUUGCCCACCAUAAUGCUGAAGCAGGAAGACUGAAUGAUAAAGACAGAACACAACCAGAAAUGAUCCACUCCUGUGAACGUGUCUGUUUUCUAGACUAAAGUUUAACAGUGUGGCGGCAGCAUAUAGAUGCAUACUGUUUCUGACCAGUUCCUUUUUGUUUAUCAGUUCAGCUGCGCAUGGUAG